Messenger RNA from Lepus europaeus (European hare), 909 nucleotides. RefSeq names its product putative vomeronasal receptor-like protein 4. Gene Ontology annotation, cellular component: membrane. Lineage: Eukaryota; Metazoa; Chordata; Mammalia; Lagomorpha; Leporidae. Gene Ontology annotation, biological process: G protein-coupled receptor signaling pathway. The transcript has a single exon. The coding region runs from base 1 to 909 and encodes 302 amino acids. The record is from RefSeq and is a predicted model, not a curated record. Gene Ontology annotation, molecular function: pheromone receptor activity.
AUGCUACUUAAAAAUGCCCUUUUCUCCCAAGUUGGCAUUGGAAUCACAGCCAACACCCUCCUCCUCCUCUUCCACAUCUUCACAUUCUGCCAGGAUCACAGGCCUAAGCCCAGCAGCCUGACUGUCUGUCACCUGGCCCUGGUGCACACAGCCAUGCUCCUCACCGUGGUACUCCUGGCAUCUCCGGACCUGUUUGAGUCGCUGCAUUUCCAGAACGACUUCAAGUGCAAGGCUUUGUACUACAUAGGAAGGGUGAUGCAGGGCCUCUCCAUCUGCACCACCGGGGUGCUGAGCACCAUCCAAGCCGUCACCCUCAGUCCCAGCACCUCCUGGAUGGCAAAGUUCAAACAUAAACUUAUGAACACCGUUACUCGCGCCUAUGUGUUCACGUGGACCCUCACUUUGGCGUCCUCUGGUAACCUGCUCUUCUACAUUGUGUCCUUUUCCAAUCUGAACCAGACCAAUUUGAUGUUUCUAAAUAAAUACUGCUCUCUCUCCCCCAUGAGCUCCCUCAUCAGAUACCUGUUUUAUGCCCUGACUACAUCCAGGGAUGUCUCCUUUGUAGGCGUCAUGCUGCUCUCCAGCGUGUACCUGGUGAAUCUGCUGUUCAGGCACCAGAGGAGGGCCCAGCACCUUCACAGCGCCAGCCUCUCCCCAAGACCCUCCCCAGAGAGAAGGGCCGCCCAGGCCGUCCUGCUGCUGGUGGGUUUUUUUGUGGUCAUGUCCUGGAUGGACUUUCUCAUCACGACCUUCCCAAUCUUAUUGUCAGCCUAUGGCCCAGACGUCCUGAGUGUGCGCAUACUUGUGAGCAAUGUGUAUGCCACUGUCAGUCCUUUGGUGCUACUCAGUUCUGAUGGAAGGGUGAGCCGUGUGCUGCGAAAUGUGCAGCAGGUGUUCACUAGCAUUUAA